Messenger RNA from Dissoconium aciculare CBS 342.82, 372 nucleotides. RefSeq lists its product as uncharacterized. The coding region runs from base 1 to 372 and encodes 123 amino acids. The record is from RefSeq and is a predicted model, not a curated record. The transcript has 2 exons. NCBI's taxonomy places the organism in Eukaryota, Fungi, Ascomycota, Dothideomycetes, Mycosphaerellales, Dissoconiaceae.
AUGCAGAAAGCGUUCGCUGUCGCUGGUCCGGUUUUGGCCACAAUCUUUGGCGUUUUCACCGUGUACACCUCAUUUCAGCCAGCACUACAGCAACAGAAGGAUGAAAGAGAAGGCAAUUUUGCGGCGCAACAUAUACAACCGGCCAACAAGGAUACAGCCAUAAGCGAUGCGAUAUUGAGUGAUCUCAGGGAGGUCAGGCGAGACGUGGUUGGAAAGGCUGAAAGAGGCGGCUUCGCCUGGGGAAUCCGACAAGCUUUGUUCGGGCCCAAGGAGACAUCUUCAUCGGCGCAACAAGUGCCGAUAGAUGCUGGUGCGGCGCAGGUUCCUGCUCGCCCAGAAGAUUCAAAAGCGAGCGGGUCGUCCAAGACAUGA